AUGAAUGAGUGUCACUACGACAAGCGGAUGGACUUUUUUUACAACAGGAGCAACUCAGACACUGCCGACGAGUGGUCGGGGACAAAGCUUGUGAUUGUCUUGUGCGUUGGGACAUUUUUCUGCCUCUUUAUAUUUUUCUCUAACUCCCUAGUCAUCGCGGCAGUGAUCACAAACAGGAAGUUUCACUUUCCCUUCUACUACCUGCUGGCUAACUUAGCGGCUGCAGACUUCUUUGCUGGCAUCGCCUAUGUAUUCCUGAUGUUUAACACUGGCCCCGUGUCAAAAACCUUGACGGUCAACCGCUGGUUUCUCCGGCAGGGGCUCCUAGACACCAGCCUGACCGCCUCGCUGGCCAAUCUGUUGGUUAUCGCGGUGGAGAGGCACGUGUCAAUCAUGAGGAUGCGGGUGCACAGCAACCUGACCAAGAAGAGGGUGACUCUGCUCAUCCUGUUGGUGUGGGCCAUUGCCAUCUUCAUGGGGGCGGUCCCCACGCUGGGCUGGAACUGCCUCUGCAACAUCUCCGCCUGCUCUUCUCUGGCCCCCAUUUACAGCAGGAGUUACCUCAUUUUCUGGACUGUGUCGAACCUCUUGGCCUUCUUCAUCAUGGUGGUGGUAUAUGUGCGUAUCUACAUGUAUGUCAAGAGGAAAACCAACGUGUUGUCUCCACACACGAGUGGCUCCAUCAGCCGCCGGAGGGCUCCCAUGAAGCUAAUGAAGACGGUGAUGACUGUCCUAGAGACAUUGGAGAGACUCCGUAGGAGGAGAUGGUGCCUGAAGGCACCUGACCACUUCGCCAUGACGGUGGAGGUGGGUGUGGUGGAGACGAGGAUCAGGGGAGGCGCCUCCCUGGAAGGGAUGGCCUGUAGGAGACCUGGGCAAUGA
This is a messenger RNA of Cricetulus griseus (Chinese hamster), 882 nucleotides long. The record is from RefSeq and is a predicted model, not a curated record. NCBI's taxonomy places the organism in Eukaryota, Metazoa, Chordata, Mammalia, Rodentia, Cricetidae.